UCCCCGGUAGAGGUCCGGAGGCGACAUGCGGCGGGGAACGGGAGCGGGGCAGGCGGCGCGGAGGGAUUUGGCUCCGACCUUUGGCGACGUCGACCUCAGCGCCGAGGAGCGUAUCGCUGGUCGCCGCCGCCUCACUGCUGCCCGCCUCGAUGCCAAGCGCCGGCAGACCCUUGGGGAAGGUACAGAGCUGAAGGUGCCUACGGAGGAGGAAGAGCAGAGAAGGAGGCAGAAGCUGAUUGAGGAGACAAAUCAGAAGCUGAGCAAGCUGCUCUUUGAUGGCACACAGCUGGUGACAAGCAUCCAGGUGGCUGCUGACCUGAGGGAAACACAGAGGAGGGCAGAAGGGGCAGAACAGAAGCUGCAGAGGGUGAAGAAGCUGGAGGAUGAAGCCAAGUCUAGCACACAGAAGCUUAAGGAGAUCACCUCUAAGUGGGCCUUGGCCAAGGAGAUGGAGAUCCCAGAGGAGCUGUGGCAGCUGCUGAACCAACAGCAGGAGCAGUGCACACUUCUUCUGGAGGAGAAGAACAAACUCAUCAGUCACCUGAAGGAGGAGUUGAAAAACAAAGAUGAGCAAUAUGUGGAGGCCAUCAAGAAGCAGUCAGAAGAUAUCCACCUGCUUUUGGAGAGGAUGGAGGAACAGACCAGAUUCAUGCUGAAGACUUACCGCCACAAACUCCUGCAGAUUGAGAAAGCUUUUGAGCUGGAGAGGCAACAGCUGCUGGACAACAACAGGAAGAAGUGGGACAAAGCCAUACAGGCCCACAGUGCACAGCAGCUGGAAUACCUGCAUGCCCGCAUGAGGAAGGUGAAAGAGACUGAGAAACAGCUGAGUCAGCUGCGGGCACAGGAUGAGGAGGAGUACAACAGCAUGAAGAGCCAUCUGGAGAGCGACGUGCAGAACCUGGAGAAGCAGCUCCAGCAGGUGAAAGCCAUCUAUCAGCUGAACCAGGAGAAGCUGGAGUACAACCUCCUAGUGCUUAAGAAGCAGGAUGAGGAGAACAUGAUCCUCAAAGCCCGGCAAAAGAGGAAGAUCAACCGGCUCCACAGCCUGCUCAAUAACCUGAGGACAAAGCUGGCCAACCAAGAGAAGCAGUUUGGAGAGGAGAAGCAGAGCCUGGCAGCCUCCUGCGAGUCCAUCAGGGGACAUCACAAGGACGUGCAGAGGAGGAUGAGGCACUUUGCUGCUGUUGAUGCUGAGAAGUUCCUGGGGGUCUGGCUGAUGAAUGAGAAGGAAGCCAAAGGGCUGAUGCGGAAGGCCCUGGAUGCAGAUCGCAUCAUCCACACCCAGCUGCUGGGGCUGCCCUGGCAAGAGCCUCAUUAUUGGUUCCUCAACAAUGUUGGCCCUCUUAGGUGUCCCAAGGAGAAGAGGAUGGCAACUGAGCUGGCUGCAGAGAUCUUGACAGAGAGCACAUCUAGGGAACAGCAGGAGGAAGGCAGAGAGAAGGAAGAAGUGGAGAGUGGAGAAGGAAGAAAAGGAAACACAGGGAAGGCUGAGGACAGAGCCAGAGCUCUGAGAAAUAUCGACAAGAAGACAGCCAAAAGGAUCCUGGAGCUUGUGAGGGAUGAGUCGGGUUUUCUUGUGGCAAGCAGUUGGUUGAAGCCCCUGCAGACACUGAAGAGGCACAAGAGCACCCUCAUGAAGCUUGACUCCAUCUUUGCAGCCCUGAAAAUUGACAGCGAGGAUGACCUGUAUCAGCUGCUGGAUUUUUUCCUGAAGUACAAAGCCCAAGGGAUGGCUCUCAGCCAGAGCCAAGACAGCCCAGGUGGGGAAGAUGUCAUGGAUUCAGCUGAGGACAGAGAAGAAGGUGAAUCUGGUUGGCAGAAGGACAAGCUCAAGUCCCCUUGGAGCUCUCUGGGCACCCUUCCACCCCUCUAUUUCCAUGCUGAUGAUGUCCUAAAGAUCCUGAAAGCAUUUGUGAAGGAUCACAACAAGCCGAGGGAGAAGGGUGGAUCAGCCAAGAAGGCACUACAGGAACGGGACAGCUCCAAGGAUGGAGAGUACUGGGAAGCCCUGGCACAUGUCAUACCUGAGCCAACGUUGAAGCUGUGGGAUGCACUGGCAGCAGCACUGGAAGGAUAUUACAAGGUGCUCACAGGCAGGCUCAGCCUUCUCACCGAAGUAGCUGUCCUGCGGCAGGAGAACUCAGAGCUGUACAGCCUGCUCCAGGAGUUCAUCAGCUCCAAGGUGAACACCAACCUGCUGCCCCCUCCUAUGCAGUAGACAGACCUCUGCCUGGCCUGGGGAAGGGCAGUGAGUGCCCAGGAGCAGGAUAUGACUUUUCUCUGCCCUGUGCUGAAGCUGUAUCUGGAACCAGGGCUUCAUGAUUCUAUGAUUCUGGCAAGAAUUAAUAAACUCCUUUCCUUCAUCA
This is a messenger RNA of Pogoniulus pusillus (Red-fronted tinkerbird), 2369 nucleotides long. It is a transcript of the gene DRC1, whose product is annotated as dynein regulatory complex subunit 1. Gene Ontology annotation, cellular component: axoneme; axonemal dynein complex. Bases 26 to 2221 code for a protein of 731 amino acids. Gene Ontology annotation, biological process: cilium-dependent cell motility; axonemal dynein complex assembly; regulation of cilium movement. The record is from RefSeq and is a predicted model, not a curated record. Lineage: Eukaryota; Metazoa; Chordata; Aves; Piciformes; Lybiidae. The transcript is spliced from 17 exons.